Amoebophrya sp. A25 is the source of this 345-nucleotide messenger RNA. The record is from the annotation of a GenBank genome assembly. NCBI's taxonomy places the organism in Eukaryota, Dinophyceae, Syndiniales, Amoebophryaceae.
AACAAGCUGAGAUCAUCAGACUCCAUCGCGAUGCUUCUACGGCGUAUGCAGCUUCGAGUCCCACCUCCGAGGUUCGCCGUCCUCGCAACUCUAUUUCUAUUGUGUGAACGAGUGCUGGGUAUUCAGAGUGAUCAUGAUUAUGGCCAGUUUCGACUGCAGCUCGCAGGUCUGCCGCAGUUCACCUUAUCUGCCUUCGUGGUCGUGGUCCUCUUGCUGAUGUGUCCGCUGGUGCUGGGGAUGCAGCAUGGCCAGGAUCACCACACGCAGAUUGACCCAGAAGAGUUCUUACCGAAUAGUGUGACCACUACAGCUGAACAAAGGAACAACAGGGUAGCGCGCGCCAAA